Messenger RNA from Colletotrichum higginsianum IMI 349063, 1653 nucleotides. RefSeq names its product L-ornithine 5-monooxygenase. The coding region runs from base 1 to 1653 and encodes 550 amino acids. The transcript has 2 exons. The record is from RefSeq and is a predicted model, not a curated record. Lineage: Eukaryota; Fungi; Ascomycota; Sordariomycetes; Glomerellales; Glomerellaceae. Gene Ontology annotation, biological process: intracellular iron ion homeostasis.
AUGUCUCCUCACUGCGACUCGCCGACCAACGGCUCCGAUGCCGGCAGCGGCUUCUCAGAGUUCAACGGCAACGGCUUCACCAACGGCAAUGGCAACGGUGCUAUCUACCAAAACGGUAACGGUGUCAACGGCCACAACGCUGGCGGUUCCCACAUCCAAAAGUCGCAGUACCUGCAGCCAUGCGAUCACAGCGAGAUCCACGACCUCAUCUGCGUCGGCUUCGGCCCCGCCAGCUUGUCUGUGGCCGUCGCCAUGCAUGACUACCAGGAGGCCGGCCGCCAGCUUGCCCCCGGCCAGUCGGCGCCCAAGGUGCUCUUCCUCGAGAAGCAGCCGCAGUUCGCGUGGCACCCGGGCAUGCUUCUCUCGGGCGCCCGCAUGCAGAUCUCCUUCAUCAAAGACAUGGCCUCGCUGCGCAACCCGCGCUCCCAGUUCACCUUCCUCAACUACCUCCACUGCAACAACCGCCUCGUCGACUUCACCAACCUGGACACUUUCCUGCCCGCCCGUGUCGAAUACGAGGACUACCUGCGCUGGUGCUCCCGUCACUUCGACGACGUCGUCGCGUACGGUCGCGAGGUCGUCUCCGUCUCCCCCGACCCCCAAACCGCCGGAAGUGUCAAGACCUGGACUGUUAAGUCUCGGGACGUCAAGACCGGCCAGGUCAGCUCGUACCAGACUCGCAACGUCCUCAUCGCCAACGGAGGUCAGCCUCGCCUGCCCAAGGUGCUUCCCGCCAAGCACCCCAAGAUCAUCCACUCGUCUCAGUACGCCCAGCUGGCCCCUCAGAUUCUCAACGACAACUCGAGACCCUACCGCGUCGCCGUCAUCGGUGCCGGCCAGUCCGCCGCCGAGAUUUUCCGCGACGUCCAGCGCGCUUACCCCAACGCCAAGACAUGGAUGGUGAUGCGCUCCGAGUUCCUCAAGCCCGCCGAUGACUCGCCCUUUGUCAAUUCCAUCUUCAACCCCUCGUACGUCGACGAGCUCUACCCCAAGUCGCAGAGCUACCGCCGCGCUCUCAUCAAAGAGGCGAAGGCGACCAACUACGGCGUGGUGAGACUGCAACUCAUCGAGGCUCUGUACGAGAUGCUCUACCACCAGAAGCGCACGCUCGGCACCGACGAGCGCAAGUGGCCGCACCGCAUGCUCUUCGGCCGCGACAUCACCCAGGUCACCGAGAGCAAGGAGACGGACCGCCUCCAGAUCCAUGUCCGCCGCCUCGAGGACGCGUGCGACAGCCUCGACGACGGCUUUGUCAGCCAACUCCCCGGCGACGAGGUUCUCGACGUCGACCUAAUCGUCGCCGCCACAGGCUACCAGCGCAACGCCCACAUCGACAUGCUCCGCGACAGCUGGAACCUGCUGCCCGAGGUGUCGCCCGCCGGCAACGCUGGCGAGCGCGAGCUUGUUGACGGCUGGGAGAUCUGCGGCCCUGACGCGACCUCUGGAUCGAGAAAGCUUGAAGUCGGCCGCGAUUACCGCGUGCGUUACGCCCCCGGUGCUGUGGCCCCCGGGGCUGGUGUUUACCUGCAGGGAUGCUGUGAAGCGACCCACGGAUUGAGCGAUACCCUUUUGUCUAUUCUUGCUGUCCGAUCCGGCGAGAUCCUCGACUCCAUCUUCCCUGCGACCCCGAGGACUAAGACCGUCUCCAGCUAG